Messenger RNA from Alnus glutinosa, 1028 nucleotides. Its product is annotated as cold-regulated 413 plasma membrane protein 2-like. The record is from RefSeq and is a predicted model, not a curated record. Gene Ontology annotation, cellular component: membrane. The coding region runs from base 235 to 843 and encodes 202 amino acids. The transcript has 4 exons. NCBI's taxonomy places the organism in Eukaryota, Viridiplantae, Streptophyta, Magnoliopsida, Fagales, Betulaceae.
GCGUGCAGUAUGGCCCGGAACUGGCGCGACCACACGGCGAACCAUGAGGAUCCGAACAGAACAUUCAAAGCUGAAUUAACAGUUAGAGAUCCGAAAUGACUGCGCUAAAAACGAGGGGUCCCCCCACUGUAACCGAUAGAGAUAAAGAUGAGCAGGUUGAAAGUCAUGCUGUCGUCAAGCCACAUUUGGGUUACCUUAACUUGUAUUCGUGCUGCUGAUCAGAUCUGAAGCAUAAUGGGAAGGAUGGAUUAUUUGGCUCUGAAAACUGAUCCGGCCACCGCGGAUUUGAUCGGAUCUGAUCUCAAUGAGCUAAAGAUUGCCGCUAAGAGGCUUAUCACUCAUGCCGCCAAACUUGGUGGCCUCAGCUUUGGGACUUCUUUUCUUAAAUGGGUCGCUUCCUUCGCUGCAAUUUAUUUGUUGAUAUUGGACCGAACCAACUGGAGGACGAACAUGCUUACUGGACUUCUAGUCCCUUACAUUUUCUUUAGCUUUCCUUCAGUACUGUUCAAUUUUUUUAGAGGAGAGGUAGGGAAAUGGAUUGCUUUCAUCGCAGUUGUACUAAGGCUUUUCUUCCCACGACAUUUCCCAGAUUGGCUGGAGAUGCCAGGAUCUCUGAUUCUCCUUCUGGUUGUGGCUCCAAGCUUCUUUGCAGACACCUUGAGGGACAGUUGGGUUGGUAUCGCGAUAUGCCUUAUCAUUGGCUGUUACCUAUUGCAAGAGCACAUCCGGGCAUCUGGGGGAUUCAGAAAUUCUUUUACACAAACCCAUGGAAUAUCCAACACUGUUGGCAUUAUCGCUCUGUUAGUGUACCCCAUAUGGGCGCUGGUCGUCUACUUCAUUUAGGCACUGAAUCAUGACAGUUAUGAUUUAAGGUCUGUUUGGGAUUGCGUUAAGAAGUUUUAAGAAAGUAUUUUUAGUAUAUGGAAAUCUGUGUAUUUGUUCUGCAACUUUGAGCAAGCAUUGUAUUCUCAGCAUUUUUAUGUAAGACCCCCAUAAAGAAUAUGAUGAGUGGCAACCAUUGUUUCCUA